Colletotrichum costaricense is the source of this 330-nucleotide messenger RNA. RefSeq lists its product as uncharacterized. The transcript has 2 exons. NCBI's taxonomy places the organism in Eukaryota, Fungi, Ascomycota, Sordariomycetes, Glomerellales, Glomerellaceae. The record is from RefSeq and is a predicted model, not a curated record. Bases 1 to 330 code for a protein of 109 amino acids.
AUGAGUUCCAUCGAAUCUCAGCAAUACCUCAAGGCCAUCCUCCGGGACAAGACAGACAACAGCAAGAACAACAGCAGCACGAUGUCUGGCUCCUUCUACGAAUCAGCUUUUGUGAUCCCUCACAUGCAGGCUUCUGCCAUGCCUCGUAGGCCUCGCCAGCCUGCACCGGCACCGCGAGCAACUGUCGGCGCCAUGUCCUCAGAGUCAACGCUCGUCGACAAGGACGGCGUUCCUGUGAUGUCUAAGGAGAAGAACGAAGCCAACGGUGACAUCUCUGGUUCAUCAUCGUCGAGCAAGAAUCUACUCAAGCGUCUUUUGAAGAAAGCUUGA